AUGAAGCUCACUCAGCUUCUGCAACGCCGACUCGAUCACAAACAAGAAACCCGCGCUCCAACCUACGAAAAAGUGUCCGACAUCGUCAAUAUGCUUCGUGUCGUUGCCGCUGAGAAGAAUUCCAAGCCUGGCGCUGAGAAAAUCAACUCUGUGAAAACCCCGCCGUGUAUCAGCCUCGACAUGUUCAUCGCGUUUCGCGAGGAGUUCUCCGGUGGGUGGAAUCUCUGGCUCGGGGAGGAGGAAGUAACAACAUUGACGCCCGAGUUGAAGCAAGAAUUGCCGGCGAUGACGUUCGACGAAAAGGCAGAGAUGUUUUUUCGCUUGUCGGUGUGGUCAAACAAAGCCCGAGACUCGAACGCUGGAGAUAUCACUCAAAUACCGGAUGGUGUUGAAGUUUUUGUCGAGCGUGUAACCGGCUUGAGUUUGUAUGACAACAAACUGGCACAGGGUAACACAUCCCGUAUCCAUACGGUCACCAAGCUCGACGACCCCGAGCCUGAAAUCGAGAGCCCUACAUUGAACACGCCUGGUCGCGGAAGUGAAAUCACCGACAACAGUCCUUCUAAGGUUGGCGACCUCGAUUGCGAAAUUACGAAUGCAGUCUAUACCUCGUCCGCUCGCAAAAGCCAGACCAUUGACGAGAAACAUGUCGACGCAGGAUCUAUUUCCUCAAAUCAACAAAAGAGAACAAGGGAGAUUGACCUGUCUCCAACAACGGAUAUAACUGAGGCAUGUGAAGUACAGCUUCCCUCGAAGAAGACCGCUACGCCAAAGAUCGUCCGUGGGGGACUUCACAAGAAGACCACUGCUGCGAAGAAGGUAAAGAUGGAGUGA
Molecule: messenger RNA, 834 nt
Organism: Phytophthora nicotianae INRA-310
Lineage: Eukaryota; Oomycota; Peronosporomycetes; Peronosporales; Peronosporaceae
Exons: 1
Coding region: 1-834 (277 amino acids)
Source: RefSeq, a predicted model, not a curated record